AUGACACGAGGAAAACAUAUCGAAAAAUCGGCAGCUAGAAUUGCCCGCGCCAAACCCGCCAACGUCCGAAAAGCGGAAAUUGCUCGAAUGUGUGCACAACGACAUGCAACAGCCGUAAGUGCUGGAUACCGCCCAUUGCCUCCUUCUAUCUUCGCCCCCGAGGAUUCCCAUCCGUCAUCGGAAGUCAGUUGGUGUUGUAUAAUCACGAAAUGGCUCUUUGUCGCCCCCAACUUUGAGCCCUCACAUUGGCUGGAAGGAGAUACUUGGAAGGAAUGGAAGACGAGUUCUAGUCUUUACAAGACACUUUAUGGUAUGUUGAAGACAUUCCGAUCAUUUGGGGAUUUACGCUAGGCGAGUGA
Messenger RNA from Hymenoscyphus albidus, 359 nucleotides. Lineage: Eukaryota; Fungi; Ascomycota; Leotiomycetes; Helotiales; Helotiaceae. The record is from the annotation of a GenBank genome assembly.